Messenger RNA from Clupea harengus (Atlantic herring), 759 nucleotides. Its product is annotated as GTPase IMAP family member 9-like. Lineage: Eukaryota; Metazoa; Chordata; Actinopteri; Clupeiformes; Clupeidae. The transcript is spliced from 2 exons. The record is from RefSeq and is a predicted model, not a curated record. The annotation marks the transcript as partial.
UCAUCUACUCCAUCUACUCCACCUACCCCAUCUAUCCCUACAGGUGAACCCCUGAGGAUUGUGCUGAUUGGAAAGACUGGAGUGGGGAAGAGUGCUGUGGGGAACACCAUUCUGGGGAGAAAAGAGUUUACCUCAGAGCCUUCUGCCAACUCUGUCACACAAACUUGUAACAGAGAGGCUUUGUUUUCUCCCAGAAAGAUUGAGGUGAUUGAUACACCUGGUAUUUUAGAAACUGACAGAGAUCCAGAUGAUGUUAAAGAUGAGAUAGUGAAGUGCAUUAAAUACUCAUGUCCAGGGCCCCACGCAUUCCUGCUGGUGAUUGCGGUGGGCCGCUUCACUAAGGAGGAGCAGAAUGCAGUCAGGGCCUUACAGAAGAUCUUUGGGGAAAAGGCUGCAGACUACAUGAUUGUCCUGUUCACUCGUGCUGAUGAACUUAGGGAUCAGACUAUCAAUGACUAUGUGGUCCAAGGUCACACCAAACUGAGAGAAGUGGUACAGAGCUGUGGUGGACGAUUCCAUGCAUUUAACAACAGCAGCAGUAACCGCACUCAGGUUGUUGAGCUGGUGAAGAAAAUAGAUGAGAUGGUGAAAGCAAAUGGGGGAGGUCACUUCACUGAUGAGAUGUACGAAGAGACACAGAGAGUCAUGACAGAAAGAAAUCUCUCCUCUAGCUCACCUGAGUUAGACAGGUAUCUUCCUUUCUUACCGCUCCUGCGGAAUACAGUGAAAGCCUUUCUACAGGUUCUGACUGAAGACUGA